Messenger RNA from Nymphalis io (European peacock), 4660 nucleotides. Its product is annotated as glutaredoxin domain-containing cysteine-rich protein CG31559-like. The coding region runs from base 421 to 2349 and encodes 642 amino acids. NCBI's taxonomy places the organism in Eukaryota, Metazoa, Arthropoda, Insecta, Lepidoptera, Nymphalidae. Gene Ontology annotation, biological process: sensory perception of sound. The transcript is spliced from 5 exons. The record is from RefSeq and is a predicted model, not a curated record.
GUCACCUGUGCAUGACGCACGCGCGCACGCAGUGUUCCUAUUGGCAAAUUUAAAUUUUAUUACGUUAAAGAAACCGAUCGGCCAAUUGCGAUCGUUCGUUUUCUUAGGUGACUUUUACAUAUAAAGUGUGUCCCGUUAGUGUUGUGUCUGUGACAUUGAAAUAAAAACUGUUUAAUACAGUUGAUUGUGUUUUUUUACAUUUCAUUUUAGAAGGUCGGAUGUACUCAUUAAAUAUAUGGUAAAUAAAUACAGAAAAGCGAAACAGGCCACCCGUGCGUGCUUGACAGUGAUUAGUGACCUACUCGAAGCAACCGGAACCAUUAUGCCAUAUACAUCAACAACAAUCUAAUACGUUGGACCUGACUCGAAUUGCAAUUGAAAGAACCGUUAGCUAAUUAUGCUUAUUUAUUAACUCGCGACAUGAUGGAGGAGGUGACUACACGCCCCAAUUUGGAGUACAUCCCCCCUCUCCCCCCUAAAGUAAAGCAAAUGACCGGAUCGACUACUUUUACGCAGAUAACUGGCGAUGAUGCUAGCCUCCGAGUGAACGGAUUCACCGAUAGUCGUUCAGACAUGGACUCUCUAAGUUCGAUGCACUCUCUUGUCCUUAAUUCUAAGACACCAACAACAACGGUAUAUUUAGCGGCGACCCAGCCAGAGCGACCCGCGAUCGCUCCUAGUACAGACGCACUCAGCAACGGUCCACACGUGGUCACUAUCAGAAUAAACACGGAUGCUGAUAAGCCGAAGGCGCCGAAAAUUUCAAGCGUCCACCUCAAAAGUGACGUCGACUUUGAUACUUAUAAAAUUAAUGAUAACAGCAAGAAGAACAACAGCUUAGUCAGACUUAAUGUAGAAGAGAGUCGACCGAAAAUUUUAGAUAAUGAGGAUAUUUUAAAGGUGGAUAAGCCACCAUACAUUUAUUGUAAUUCAUACGUGAACACAAUGUCUAAUAUCGUAAUGUCCAGUGGCCAAUGCUCUCCAAGUGACACCUUAGAUUCAGGGACGUGCAGUGACCUUGACGGUACACCGCCACCACUUCCAAAAAAGAAGACAUUAAAAUCUAACUCCGCAAAGAAAGUCUCCGUCACGGUAAUUAACCAGUCAAGAAAUCAAAGCGAGGUCGAUUUCGAAGAUAACGACUCAAACAUAUCGUGUGACUCGCUAAAUAGUAGCGAGUUAAAUGGAAGCGUGCAUGCCGACGAAAGUCACAGCGACGACGCGAGUAAAAAAGAAAAGAAACAGUCUUCCGAGGCAGCGCCACUAGUGCUAGCCAAAGUGAACAAUAAAGACGGCAGCUUUCUACCACAAGGUCUUCUUCAAGACAUUAGAGAUCGUUCAGCGAAACUCAGCACGGUCGAAACUGAAAGUGAGUUACAGACUGAGCGGAAUGAGGAAGUGAGUCAGAAUAUUAAUGAUAAUGCAAAUAUAUCAAAAGAAAGCGCUCAACUCACAUCGUUCCGUUUAGUUUCCCAGCUUAAUAGCGAAGUGAAGAAAAACAGUGCGGAAUUGUUACCGGUAACUGAAACCAAAACGCCCCUCAUUAGCGAGAGCACGUAUGAAGAAAGAAAGCAAUCAGAGAAAAUGAAAGAAGACCAUUUAUGUUAUAGCAGUCACUAUUUCGAUACGGACAAAUUUUAUGACUUCCACUUAAAUGAAAAACAAUUCGAUGAUGUGUCGGUGAAAAGUGUUAGUGAAAAUAAAAGUGUUUGUGAACAGCUAUCUGAAAUUGAGUAUUUUGCGGGAAUAAAAGAUUACAAAAGUGAGGAGCCACCAUCUACUAUAAAAAGUUCAAAAGGAACAAUUCGUGGUGUAAAAAACCGCGUUCGUGCUGGGAUUGCAACAUUUCUUCAGAUGCAAAGCACGACAAAGAGUUACAGAGAAAAAGAUGCGGGCAAAGUCGUUUUAUACACAACAACCAUGGGCAUAGUCCGCAGCACAUACCAGAGAUGUGUGCUGGUGAAGAAGAUUCUACGGAACCUGCUCGUGAAGUAUGAAGAGAGGGACGUCUUCAUGAGCAUGGAAUACCAGGAUGAAAUUAGGGAGCGGAUGAAAAGUGAUCAAAUUCUUGUCCCGCAGCUGUUCAUCGACGGUCAACACGUGGGGGACGCUGAGACGGUUGAAAAACUGAACGAGUGCGGGGAUUUGAGGAAAAUGUUGAAACCAUACAAGAGUCCAGAUGCGUGCAACACUUGUCAAAUCUGCGGUGGUUUCCGUCUUCUACCGUGUCGGAUCUGCAAUGGAUCCAAGAAGAGCCUACACAGGAACCAUUUCACAGCUGAAUUCGUCGCUCUCAAAUGCAUGAACUGCGAUGAAGUUGGUCUCGUCAGAUGCGAAGCCUGCUCCUGAUCGUUCUGAUAAAUUUCAAGAAAUUCUCACAUUAAAUAAUUAUUCAAUCAUGGAUUUGGGUUGAAGUUUCGCUAUGUAUUAGAGAUGUUAAUUAUUUACAAGCAAUUAACUCGAAUAGCUUUUCAGCGUAUAACCCAUUUAGUAUAGAAACAGUUUAUUUUGCUUACGAAUAGUUCAAAUGUCAACGAGGCGUCACUUCGAAGUGGCCAUAAGCUUAUUGUUUACGCGCCAGACAGCGUGAUAACGGAUAGUAGAAUGAGCGAAGAUGAUAAUAAUGUUUGAAUAAAAAGAAAUACGUAAAUUUGUCAAUUCUACUAUCCGUCAACAAAACGAAUCAUUUUAUUCAAUACAGUAACCUGACUUAACAUAUGGCCAAAACUAUUUUUUGGCACCAUUUUUUUAAAAUUGUUUGUAUAUAUGUUAUUCAAUACAUACCUUAAACCAUUCCUGUAAUAAUAAUUUGUAGUUAUCAGUUUAAAAAUUGUUUUCUCUUUUGUGGGUCGAAAACAACUUUGGGCAGAUAGUGUAGUGUGACAAGGGUUAAAAUUACAGUUGUUUGUUAUUAUGAUAUUGGAGUAGAAUUUAUAAUGCCUCUUCCAAUUUUUUUAUCAUUGGAAGUAUUUUUGAAUACUAUAAUAUGGUUAAUUGUUUUUUAAUAAAAAUAAACAAUACAUGCUUGAAAUUGCAUGCAAAACGCAUGCUUAUAUAGUUAAUAUUCUAUUGAGCGAUUUUUGUAAGUAAAGUUUAUUAAUUAGAUUAAGGUUUUAGUUAGAUUAAGAGAACAGCAUCUGCCUUGCUAGCAUGAAAACAAAAUUAAUUUGAUAUUUAUAAAUAUUUCAUUUUGAAAACGAACUCGAUGAUUUUUAGUUGAAAAUGUUUACUUUGUAUUUUGUAAGGUUUAAUUAUAUUUUAUUGAGUUCAUAAAAAAAAAGUAACAGCAUGUGUGUGUCCCUCUGCCAGGUUACAGCUUCCUCUCUAUUUCAGAAGUUUAGGAGCCCGUUCCAUCAAACUGCUUAAAUAAGGGCUGUUGGAUAUAUGGCAGAUUUUCAUCCGAAAAUACAGAUACGCUAUAUCGAGAUUGAACUCGAAAUCUUCGUAUAAAAUUAACUUGUUCUAACCACUGGGCCAUCUCGGCCCAAUUAAUCAAUCCGGACAAAUAAAAUUAAGAAUGGGUUAGAAAAAUUUUCAUAGAGCUUUGUUUUUAUCAAGCAAUAUUUCAAUUAUUUAUAUGUAUUAAAGCCUUUGUAUACAAACAGUUUUAUAAUUAGUGAAUAAAGCUUUUAACUUAGUCAUUAAGUUGACUAUAGCUAUUUCAUUUGAUGUCAUACAAAGGUGCUUAAAUAUUUAGUUAUUUUAAUGCUCAAACUAUACGGGGAUAAAACAAGUCUGGACGUAACUUAAAAAUGUUUAAUAAUUAUAAUUAAGUUAAAAGCAUAAUUUUUAUUGAGACUUCGUAAAAGUAGUAUGCCAUAAAUUAGAUGCAAUAACGUAUACUUAUAUGCAAAUAAAUGCUUAAUAUAGGUGCUUUUAAAUAUAAUUAACCUUAUAAUAUAAAUCAUAGUUUAGUGAAAACUAAUGGCAUAACAGUCAACUCUAUAAAGUUGCUGGUCUGUGCUACUAGAUGGCGUUGAUAACAUAACUGUUAGUAAUGUCGAUUUUUAGACUUUCAUUUACGAGCUUGGAAUGCAAUUUUUAUUCCAAAAAUUAUGAAUAUAAUAUGUUUUAACUGAUAUAUUUCGCGGUCUUGGUCAUGUAUGAGAAUUAUUAUGUACUAGGAUUCUCCCUAGAUUCAUCAAGGCUUCCGGUUCUCCGUCUUCUGCAUCCUGUCUGAUCCCGCCACUUAUACUGGAUGUAUUCUCUAGGUUACCCUUUGAAUAAGUGUGGAUUUAAUAUAAGUUAAUUUACCAUAAAUUUAUACAUGUGAAAUACGAAUAGUGUCAUUAUUAUAAAAUAUACUAUCCAUGUAUAAAGUUUUUCUCGAGUUAAUUACAUCACAUAUAUCUUAAUUAAAUCGAUAUUGAAUUCUUCCUUACUUUGAAAGUUUUAACCUGUUUUAUAGUUUAAAAUAGAGUUUAAAAAAUCAAGUAAAAUUUAUAUCGUAUAGUAUGUGAUGGCUUACAAGGAAAUGUGAUAAAUAAAUGAAAAAUUGUAAGCAAUUAGAAAUAAUGUGAAUAAAAUUACUUAGAAUAUAUAUAGAUAUAACCUUUAAAAAAUAUGUAGGUAAAAAAAACAUUGGCGUUUCAUUUUUUGAUUAGAUUGUAACGUUUUUUAAAUAUCUUAUCGAAGUUACUGUUUCUGGUGUAAACAUUAU